CACUCUGAACACAGAGUUAGGAGAUCAAUUAUGAAGAAGAUGGCGUCGACUUCACAGGGAACGGAUGUUAGAAUUGAUACGGAUUGCCAUGCAUAUUAUUAUCAUUGGAAAAAACAUCUGUACCAAGCAUUAAAAGACGGCAAGUGGGAGAUUAUCGAUCGAAUGAUCCACGACCAUCCAGAUGAAGCAUUCAAAGCCAAGCUAAAUAAAAAUGGAGAUAAACUGCUCCUCUGUGCCAUCAAUGAAAGAAAAUGGUGGUUAGUCAUCAGGCUGGUGAAAAAGAUUACAGCAGAACAUCUGGCAGAAUCACUGGCUGAGACCGACGACUUUGGGAAUACAGCGCUUCACUUAGCAGCAAAUAUUGGACGUGUUGAAGAAGCCAAAAAAAUUGUGGGAGCAAAAAAAGAACUGCUGAAAUAUCCAAACAGGGAUAAAUUUUUGCCAAUUCAGUUAGCUGCGAGGCGAGAACCAGCAAAUGCUUACAAAAUGACUUCUUACUUGUUUGAAGUCAGCAAGGAAGAUGAAACUUCUUCCGAGCUACGCAAAAAUUUUCCCAGGGUUAUGCUUUCUUUAGUAACAGCUGGAUUUUAUGAUUUGGCUCUUGAUUUAUUCAAAUACAAGGAGGACGAGAAAGGAGAUCGGAUCAGAGAUUUGGAAUUGGAUAUUUUGGAGAAGAUGGCCAGUGACCCGGGUGGUUUCAAAAGUUCAUGUCGCUUGAAUUUUUGGGAGUCCUUAAUCUAUUCGUAUUCAUCUAUUCCCUCGAAGCAUAUUUCGAGGACAAAGCAUUCAACAUAUGCAGUAUACAAGGCGAAGUUCUGGAAUGUGCUUGCACAAGUUCCAAUGCUAAAUAUAGAGGACAUUCCUGCACUAAAAUGGAAGCAUCAAUGUGCACUUCAACUGUUCGAAUCCUUGUGCAAAAUUGCUGACGAGACUGGUUACCCAUUGGAGAAGACAUUUCUUCUUGGAGCACAGAAUGGAAUAGAAGAGAUUGUCCGUACAAUUAUAGAUUCUUAUCCUACUGCAAUAAAGAAUGAAGGCAGGCACUGGACAGCAUUUCAUGUUGCUGUAAUGUACCGUCAUGUAAAAAUUUUUAAGAUGUUGUAUGAGAAGAAUAUACGGAAUGGGCAGUACCUUCGAAUGCUUAAUGAAAAGGAAAAGAGCGUAUUGGAUUUUGUGGAAGAAGCAGGGCAUCAAGCUGGAAUUGGUACCGACUCCGGAGUUGUUUUUAAAAUGCAGCGUGAACUUCAGUGGUUUAUGAAAGUGACCGAGCUCGUAAAGUUUAAAAAAUCUCCUAAGAAGGAAAAUCCAGAGCUCGAUCUUCCCGAGAUACCACUUGUCAGCUUUGAAGAACAUCACGCUGACAUGGCUGCAAAAGACAAAGAAUGGAUGACAGGAAUGGCAAAUGCAAGCUCAGUUGCAGCAUCACUCAUUGCCACAGUGGCGUUUGCUGCCGCAUUCCAAGUACCCGGAGGAAACCAUUCUACUGGCAUACCCAAUUUCUCCAAUGAAGGUUUCUUCAAAGUCUUCGCCAUUUCAGACGCCCUUGCACUUUUUUUCUCUAUCACUAGUGUUCUGUCCUUCUUAUCCAUUUACACCUCCCGCUAUAAAGUUCGUGACUAUCUUUUUGACUUGCCCAUCAGAGUGAUUGUCGGUCUAAUUUCUUUGUUCUUCUCUCUCAUAUGUUUAGUGAUGGCCUUUAGUUGUACGUUAUUCCUUGUAUUUGCUAAAAAAAAUGUCCUGCUUCUCACACCAAUAAUCACACUCUCUUGCAUACCUGUGGUCUUGUAUGUCAUACUUCAGCUUCCUUCCCUCGUUACUAUGAUCAGAUCCACAUUUUAUUCGGACAUUACUCAUUGGUAAAUAUUUCAUUGGAAUGUACGUUGUACUCUGAAGAAAUUAAACUAAGGAUUUAGUAUUGUUACGAGUCAUCAAAACUUGUUGAUUUUUUGUCUGUUUUAAUUUGGUUGUUCAAUUUGAUGAGUCUGCGUGGUUGUGUAGCUUGAUGAGUCUGUUAUAAUCCAUGUUGUAAUUUGGUUGUGUCGUUUGAUGAGAGUGUUUGGAAGGUGAUUGAGUCAGUUGACAAAAUAAGAAUGACAAUGUAUUUUAUAUUUAACCAGUUUUAGUUGUUACUAGA
Messenger RNA from Olea europaea var. sylvestris, 2134 nucleotides. RefSeq lists its product as uncharacterized. The record is from RefSeq and is a predicted model, not a curated record. Gene Ontology annotation, molecular function: protein binding. Lineage: Eukaryota; Viridiplantae; Streptophyta; Magnoliopsida; Lamiales; Oleaceae. The transcript has 7 exons. Bases 31 to 1860 code for a protein of 609 amino acids.